CGUAAUCUAUGACUGAACCUAUUUAAUACAUUUUUUACCGCCAAAAUAGUCUAAUCAAGCCAAUUUAACAAAUAUUUUAAGUUUUUUUCUUGUGCAUAUAUCAUCAUGACUCUGCCCAAAUUGUCAGAGGGAGCUCUAAGUAUUAUUAUGAAGGGGGGCACAUUUGAGAACCCUAUCAUGCAAAUUCUUGGUAGCAAGAAAAUAGCAUCAGGAAGCUCCGACAAGGAACGUUAUCGACUGUUACUGUCAGAUGGAAAAUAUUUAAUAUCAUUUGCAAUGUUGUCUACUCAUAUAAAUGAAUUGAUAGUAGCUGGUGAAUUGAAAUGCAAUUCUAUAAUAAAGAUAAAAAAGCACAUAACAAGUGUUAUCAAUAACUCAGGGAGAGGUGACAAACGAGUCUUGGUCAUACUUGAUCUUGAAUUGUUAGUGCCUGGAGAUACUUGCUCCAAAAUUGGAUCUCCUGUACAACUACCAGACGAUGAAAUUUCUUGCAGUUCAAGCGAACAGAAUAGUACUACCUCAAAUGGCACAAAGGCACACCCCCAGGAAGAAAGAAGUACUGUCUCUCACAAUCAAUCAAGUAACUUGAAUUCUUCAUUAAAUACUUCAUUGCAAGAUUCAGUGAUACAUCCAAUUUCCAGUUUAAGCCCUUACCAGAACAAGUAA
Agrilus planipennis (emerald ash borer) is the source of this 666-nucleotide messenger RNA. Its product is annotated as replication protein A 70 kDa DNA-binding subunit-like. Gene Ontology annotation, molecular function: DNA binding. The transcript has 3 exons. The record is from RefSeq and is a predicted model, not a curated record. Gene Ontology annotation, cellular component: nucleus. Gene Ontology annotation, biological process: DNA replication. The coding region runs from base 106 to 666 and encodes 186 amino acids. Lineage: Eukaryota; Metazoa; Arthropoda; Insecta; Coleoptera; Buprestidae.